AUGGCUGAACAAGAGGAAGACUUCUCACAACUGCCGUUGGUCGACAGGUUCGUGCACAAGAAUUGGAAAGCCCGCAAGGGAGGAUAUGAGGCCGCCGUCAAAGAGUUUGAACUUACGCCCGACGAGUCGGACCCCGCCUUUCGACCCUUUUUACAAGACCCGAGUCUCUGGAAGUCGGCUGCUGGCGAUUCCAAUGUUGCCGCUCAGCAAGAAGGCCUGGCUGCAUUGUGCGCAUUUCUCAAAUAUGGUGGUCAACAAGCAGCCGUCAAGUCCCGAAACUUCACACUGCAGCCCAUCUACGAGAAGGGAUUGUCAUCGACGAGACCUCAAGCCAAAGCCAGUGCUCUAGAGGCUAUACUGCUCUACAUCGAACUUGACAAGUCGGAUCCCGUGAUUGAAGAACUAUUGCCCGCCCUCUCCCACAAGCAACCCAAGAUUGUCGCGGCAACUCUAAAUGCACUCACCUCUAUUUUCCACAAUUACGGCGUCAAGAUUGUCGAGCCCAAGCCUGUCCUAAAAGCUUUACCCAAGGUUUUUGGCCAUGCAGACAAGAAUGUCAGAGCCGAAGCGCAAAACCUCACUGUCGAACUGUAUCGGUGGCUCAAGGAUGCGAUCAAGGUCAUAUUCUGGAACGAAUUGAAGCCAGUACAGCAACAAGACCUGGAGAAGCUAUUUGAGAAAGUAAAGGAAGAGCCGCCGCCCAAGCAGGAACGCCUCACGAGGUCGCAGCAAGCCGCCCUGGCGACAGCAGCUCCAGUAGCUAGCGGUGCCGACGAUGAAUAUGGCGAAGUGGCUGAAGAGGGAGAAGAAGAAGUCGAAAUUGACUUCUCAGAGCCAGUCGAUGUCUAUUCGAACAUCCCCUCAGAUUUCCACGAAAUGGUCGGCUCGACCAAGUGGAAGGAACGCAAAGAUGCUCUUGACGCACUCUUCAAUGUCCUGAACCAACCCAAAAUAAAAGAGGCACCAUUCGAUGACCUAGUCCGUGCAUUCGCAAAGUGUAUGAAGGACGCCAAUAUUGCUGUGGUGACAGUGGCUGCCAACUGUGUCGAAAAGUUGGCAUUGGGUCUUAGGAAGUCCUUUGCGAAAUACAGAUCCACAAUCAUGUCGCCAAUGAUGGAGAGGUUCAAGGAAAAGAAGCAGUCCGUGGCGGACGCGUUGGGAGCUGCUCUGGACGCCGUCUUUGCUGCAACGUCUCUGAGCGAAUGCCUUGAGGAGACUUUGGGCUUCUUGCCCAACAAAAACCCCAAUGUCAAAGCUGAAACAAUAAAAUUCCUUGUCAGAUGCUUGCGGACUACCCGAGACGUGCCCUCUAAAGAGGAGCAAAAACGCAUCGCCGACGCAGCCACGAAGCUUUUGACAGAGUCCACCGAAAACAUCAGAUCUGGCGGUGCUGAAAUUCUUGGGACACUCAUGAAGAUCAUUGGUGAGCGUGCCAUGAAUCCUUAUCUAGAUGGACUGGACGACAUUCGAAAAUCCAAGAUUAAGGAGUACUUCGAUACUGCCGAAGUCAAAGCCAAAGAGAAGCCGAAGCCUGCUCCAGCUCCCGCCAAAGCGACUUCUGCCGUUGGUAAAAAAGUUGUUGGAGGUUCGAAGAAACCUGCACCUGGCGCAAGAAAGCCAGCACCAGUAGCAGCACCUGCUCCCGUCGAGGAAGCGACACCUCUGCAACCCAAACCUACGGCAAAAGCCCUUCCCAAACCCGGCGGACUGGCUCGACCGGGCCUUGCGCAGCCCGCUGGUCUGAAACUCGGCGGGCUCAAGAAACCUGCACCUGGUCGCCUUUCGGUUGGAAGCCCACAGCGACGAGUCAUCUCACCACCAGUGAGCACAGAUGGCGACGAAGAGGCAGCAGCAGCAGUGCCAUCUCCAUCAAAGUUUGGCAUGGGUCGAGGUGGACUUGCCGGCCGACCCUUGUCCAGACCGGCUGCUGCUCCACUGUCGCCCCCAUCGACGGCACAACCCUCAAACGCCCUUUCAGUGGUAGAGCGGGCAGAGCUAGAGGAACUCCGCGCCGAAAAAGAACGACUAACAGCAUUGACUGACAGCCUUCGAAGCAGCAAUGCUAAACUCACCGCAGAAAUAUCAGAACUUCAGAACCAGAACGCACAGCUGAUCGAGGAUCAUACACGUGAUGUUCUGCAAAUAAAAGCCAAGGAGACACAGCUCGUCCGGGCGAGAGGCGAAUGCGAUGUUCUGAAAGCAGAGGUCGAAAGUGUUAGGAAAGAGAGCGAGCGGUAUAAGCGCGAGGUGUCACGGCUUGGCCGUGAGAGUAUUGGUCGAGAACGAGACGACAUGAUUCGUAGCCGAGCACUGGACGAAACCUCCAACUUUGGCAGCGAAAGCGGAGCAGCUCUAUAUGAAGAUCCUUCCUUGAACAAUCGAUACCCGACGAACGGAAAUGUUCAUCCGCCGCGACCAACCAGCACAGCUUUGCAUCGGACCGGAAGCUCAGCGAGCACGCAGAGUGGACGUGCACAAUCGCAAUCCAGCGGGGCGAAAGCCAGACCGCAGAGUGGUUUUACGUCUCACGGUAACCGUCUCGAUCUCAGUCCCAGCGAGGAGAAAGAAAACAAUGGGCUGGGGAUCGACCCACUCGGAGCAACGAGGAGAAAAAUCAGUCCGCCCAUGGGAUCUCACAGUGGGAGGACGAGUCCCCAGCGAUCUGGGCAUACACCUGCAUACUCUAUGAGUAGGGAAGCUAGCGACUCGGGGCUAUCGGCAGGAGCAGGACCUAGGGAGUCAGGGUCCAGGCCGGAAGAGAAUUGGAAACGGGCGGCGGAAGUCACAAGCCAGUUGAAAGCGAGGAUUGAAGCUAUGAAGGUAAGUGGGCUCUUUGUUCUGUCAAGGCUUGAUGGGCGUAGCUGA
Messenger RNA from Fonsecaea multimorphosa CBS 102226, 2865 nucleotides. RefSeq lists its product as uncharacterized. Gene Ontology annotation, molecular function: microtubule plus end polymerase activity; microtubule plus-end binding. Bases 1 to 2865 code for a protein of 954 amino acids. Gene Ontology annotation, biological process: mitotic spindle organization; microtubule polymerization; establishment or maintenance of microtubule cytoskeleton polarity. Lineage: Eukaryota; Fungi; Ascomycota; Eurotiomycetes; Chaetothyriales; Herpotrichiellaceae. Gene Ontology annotation, cellular component: spindle pole; centrosome; kinetochore. The record is from RefSeq and is a predicted model, not a curated record. The transcript has a single exon.